Molecule: messenger RNA, 981 nt
Organism: Fusarium keratoplasticum
Lineage: Eukaryota; Fungi; Ascomycota; Sordariomycetes; Hypocreales; Nectriaceae
Exons: 6
Coding region: 1-981 (326 amino acids)
Source: RefSeq, a predicted model, not a curated record
AUGGACUCGGCUCCUCUUCUCCAAGGCGCCAACGGGCUUCCAGGCCCUGGUGUGAUGCAGGACCAUCCCGCCUUCCUCCGAGCAUGCCAUUCUCCCUGGCGGUUCAUUCCACAGAACGUUCUCGUCAUCCUCCGAGGCCUAGCCCUGGCAGCUCUGCUUGCCAUGGGCAUCGUGAUCCUCGACUACGAGAUCAAUGAACCGAGCGACUUCUCCGACUGGCGGAUCGUAUUCGACUUUGCCAACAUCAGCUUCUUCUUUGCCUUUCUGUACCAGCUGAUCGCCUUUUCAUGGACCUUCACCCACCUGUACUAUCCCCACUCUCACCACAUCGAUGGUUUCGAGGGCAUGCUCAUCCGAGCCAUGUCGUUGCCGAGGCACAUGUCCAGCCUCCGGAAGCAAUUCUACUUCACCAUGUUUUACACUACGACAGUGGUCUUUUCCUUCGCGAACUCGGCCAUCUACUUCUUCAUCACCCGUCAGCAUGAUGACGAUGACGCCGCUGGUGAACCCCAGCCUCCCACUCCUCCAAAUGGCACUACGAUCUGGGCAGGCGCCGUGAGAGCUGCCCCGGAGGCACCAUUGAGCGACAUCUUUGAUGAAGGAUCACUUCGCGCCUUUGUCAUCCUGGCCCUGUACGUGAUCGCACCUAUCAUCAUGGUGAUCGAGAUUCUUUGGCUCAACAGCAUUCGACGUCCAUAUGCAAUUGGAUUGCAUCUGCUGGGUCUCAUGGUCAAUGCGGCUAUCUACCUGGGGUGGGCGGCCUUUGGUCAUCUCGUCACCAACUGGUAUGCCUUCUUCUGGCUCGACAAGAGUGAGGUUGGCUCGGAUGAGGCAGUGACUCUGUACUCCAUCGGGUUUGUAUUCUUGGCUCCCAUCAUGUACAUCCUGAUGCAAGGCUUGGUCGGCAUUCGGGAAAGCAUGACACGAUCACUGUCCGAGGCCCGCGCCAUCGCUGCUGCGCAGGAGGCGCUUGAGAAUUGA